AGAAAAAAUAAUGGGCAAUUUAUUACAUCAAUAUAAAAGGUAGCUAUUUAUAUCUGUGAUAUAUAUACAUAUAUUGGAUGAUAUUAUAUUAAUGUAUAACUUCAAGGAAGGAAGAAGAGUGAAGAAGCUGUGUAACGGUUACUGAUAUAGUGUGUAACACCAUGAAGCUGCACUCUCUCAACAUUGGAUCUCAAACCCCAAUUCUCAGACUCAAACCCACUCACUCACCAAAUGGGUCUCUUCCAAGGUCCAUCCGAGCCUCCGUUUCAUCACAGGACCUUCAUGGCCAAUCCAUUGCCGUUAUUGGUUUGGGAAAGUCUGGGAGUGCUGCAGUGAAGCUUGCUUUAACUAGAGGAGCUUCUGUUGUGGCACUUGACCAUAAUGAAAAUUUGGGCUUGUUAGAGGAAGAUCCUCUUUUUGAGAAGCAUAGUGGUGGUUUGAGAACAGUCCUUGGACAUUUUGAUGGAGACCUACUUAAUAGUGCUGACAGGGUGGUUGUAUCCCCUGGAGUUCACCUUGAAAAAUAUGGUCUUACCUCUUUAUGGCAUUCAGGAAAGCAGGUAAUGUCUGAGUUGGAUUUUGCCGCAGAAAUUCUUCCUAAGAGUAUCAAGAUUUUGGCAGUGACAGGAACCAAUGGAAAGUCGACUGUUGUUACUUUUGCCGGACAGAUGCUUAAACAACUGGGCAUCGAAGCAUUUGUGGGGGGUAACCUUGGGAAUCCUCUAUCUGAAGCUGCUUUACAAUGUUUGCCAUCAACUUCUUUAGGACACAAGUUUCAGGUUGCCGUGGUUGAGGUUAGCAGUUACCAAAUGGACAUUCCCAACAAGUACUUCUGCCCAUCUGUUGCUGCAGUGCUAAACCUUACACAUGAUCAUUUGGAAAGGCACAAGACAAUGACAAAUUAUGCAAUGACUAAAUCCCGGAUAUUUUCUAACAUGACAGAUGCUAAGUUGGCAAUUCUUCCUUGUGAUAGCCACUUCUUAAAUGAAGCAAUUGACCUAUGCAAGAACGAACUUAAUCUUGCUUGGAUAGGAAACCAUCCUGGUAUUAAAAUUGAUCUGGAGGCAAAAAUUGCCAACUUGGAAGUUCCUGCCUUAGGGGUUGAUUCCCAACUAAAGUUAGAUGCAAUGAAAGUUAUGGGAACCCACAACUAUUAUAAUGCUGCUGUUGCUGCACUAUCUGUUGUUGGACUGGGAAUUGGAGUUGAUGUUGAAGCCAUUGGUUCAACUAUUGAAAAACUAAGGCCGCCUCUUCACCGUAUGCAGAUUGUGUGCAAUGAUAACCAAGGGAUUACAUGGGUAAAUGACAGUAAGGCAACCAAUGUUGAUGCAACCUAUGCAGGACUAAUGGGUCUAAAGGGGCGAAAGUCUGUAAUUUUACUUGGUGGCGUUGCAAAGGUAUUAGAUGGACAAGGUUCUAUUGGCUUCGAACGCUUGGUGGAACUACUUAAUAACCACAGAUGUGUAAUCACAUUUGGAUCGUCAGGAGCAUUAAUUCAGAGUACAUUGUCUGAUAAUGGUCUUGAAAUUCCUUGUCUUAGAGCUUCAAAUCUGAUAGAAGCUGUUCACUUUGCUAGGAGGAUGGCAAAAUUUGGAGAUGCCAUUGUACUAAGUCCAGGUUGCGCGAGCUUUGAUGAGUUUCAAGACUUUGAGCAAAGGGGAAUGGUUUUUCAGGAACUUGCCUUUGCAUAAUGUGUUAGUUGGCUCCAAAACUAUCUUAAUGGAUACUUUUCUGUCGACAAUGAUGAAAACCAGAUCGAACUCUAAAGGGUAUUCACCAGCUUUGUUGUUACCAAACUUCUAUCCCCAUCGAGAGUAGAGCAACCAAUUGUAACGUUCUUCCAUUUUUUAUUUCUAAUUUUAUAAUUGGUGAAUGUAAGAAGGUUUUGGGUUAGGAGUAAUGUAUGAUACUUUAUUCUUGAUGAUAAUAAAAUGGGUGUGUGUUUCUAUAUAAA
This is a messenger RNA of Humulus lupulus (European hop), 1954 nucleotides long. RefSeq lists its product as uncharacterized. Lineage: Eukaryota; Viridiplantae; Streptophyta; Magnoliopsida; Rosales; Cannabaceae. Gene Ontology annotation, biological process: biosynthetic process; cell division; regulation of cell shape. The record is from RefSeq and is a predicted model, not a curated record. The transcript is spliced from 14 exons. The coding region runs from base 162 to 1691 and encodes 509 amino acids. Gene Ontology annotation, molecular function: UDP-N-acetylmuramoylalanine-D-glutamate ligase activity; ATP binding. Gene Ontology annotation, cellular component: cytoplasm.